AAACUCUGCCCCGCCCCUUCACUGCCUGCCUGCACGUCGCGCAACAAAAAAACAGCAGCAGCGGCGGCCGUUGGGGAAGAGAGUAAAUAGAGAGAGAAGCCUCAAGAUGGCUGACUCGCUGUGCUCCGCUUACCUCACCGGAGCUGCUACUGCGGUAGCCCCGGCGGUCGCCUCCGCCAAAAGCCCGCUGGUCAAGCCGACCGAGGCAAAGGGAGCCCCUGACAACCGCCUUCAGUCUUCCCGGGAUUUCAAUCCGCCGCUGCCCAAGAAGGUCCGACUGGAGGAGAGGAGCGUUAAACCCAAGAAACUCAGCCGGGAAGCAGGAGUGGGAGGCAACGGCAGAGAGAAACUCCAGCAGCCCAAUAAGCAGCAGAUUUAUGGGGCGGGCUUGUGGAGCUUCAGCCCGGUUAAGACGAGUAGCAACAACCCUUCGGUGCCUGCUACCAGUGGGCACCAGCCACCGACAAACACGCAGAAAGUCUUUAAACAGAGCGACUUCUUCCUCCACAAAGCGCCUUCCUCCUCCAAACACAAAAACCCCAGUAAAGAUAAACAGCGGGAGAAGGGGGCAGGAGGCGGAGAGGAGAAGAAGAGAACUAAAGUACUGGUGACCUCCGGACCCGGGGAUAAUGUUAAUAACAACAACGAAAUCAGCACAAUUAACACCACUUCUGCAGUGAAACGAGAAAAUGGGGAGGUCAUGUUGGCACCCAAAGAGCACUCCAACAAGGACGAGGCAACAGAGAGAGACCGAGAGGAGAGGGAGAAGAAGAAGGUCAAAGACCGCCGAGAGAGGGAGAAGAAGAAGCACAAAGUGAUCAACGAACUCAAGAUGGAGAACGGAGAAGUCAAGCCGCCCAUCAAAGAUGAAAGAGAGAAGGCCAAGAUCAACCCAGAGGACCUGCAGAUCAAAAAAGUGAAGAAGAGAAAGAAGAAGAAACAUAAAGAGGGGGAGAAGCACAAACGAGUGAAGAUGUACCACCGCUCCUGCCAAACCAUUUGUGCCGGCCUGUUUCUCCUCCCUUCGUCUUCCCCACCUCCCAACUCCUCUCCCUCAUCCUCUGAUGUCACUCCUAACUCCUCCCUGUCUCCAUUUAAGUCCCCCCUACCUGUUUACCCUCCACCCAACAACAAAACUGCACACCUCUCUUCCUCUCCUCAUCUCACCCCCAAAUCUCUCUCAAACUGCGCCCUCCUCGACUCCGUCAACUCUCCGUCAAAGACCCCGACCCAACCCCAGCAUCAGUGCAGCUAUCCCGGCAUGGUGGGCUUGGAGUUUGCCCCGUACAUCCACAUAGAGAAGCAGCCGAACGGGGGGGCCCUGGUGGCCCACGCCUACACCUCCCAGCUCUCCUCCCUCUCCCCGGGCCAGAUGCAGAGGUUCGCCCAGGAGUUUGUCACCCUGUCUUUCAGCGAGGACUCAUCGCAGGCAGCUCAUUACGUGAUGGGGAUCGUCCAUGGAGAAGCCAGCUACCUGCCGGACUUCUUGGACUACUUCUCAAGCAAGUUCCCAACCGCUCCAGUCAAAAUGGAAAUACUGGGAAAGAAGGACAUAGAAACCACCACCAUGGUUAAUUUCUACUCUCAGGUGAAGAAAACGUACAGUAAUGGCACAUACCGAGCCGGAGCAAUGAGACAGAUCAGCCUGGUGGGAGCCGUGGACGAGGAGGUCGGGAAUUAUUUCCCAGAAUUCCUCGGCAUGCUAGAGGAGUCGCCCUUCCUGAAGCGGACUCUUCCGUGGGGAACGUUCUCCAGCCUGAGGACCAUGGAUCCCACCGAGAGCGACGACGGGCCCAUCAUGUGGGUCAGACCCGGGGAACAGAUGAUACCUGUAGCUGACAUACCAAAGUCUCCUUUUAAAAGAAAACGCUCCACCAACGAGGUGAAGAACCUGCUGCAGUCUCUGCCGAGGACCAGCGAGCCCAGAGAGUUGCUGUUCGAGGACCGGACCCGGGCCCACGCUGAUCACAUCGGGCAGGGCUUCGAGCGACAGACCACGGCAGCAGUGGGGGUGCUGAAGGCCGUGCGGGCCGGAGGAAGCUCGGAGCCUCCUCGUGUAACCAAAGACGUUGUGUGUUUCCACGCUGGAGAUUUCCCUCAAGUAGUUCAGAGGCUGCAGCUGGACCUGUACGAGCCUCCGCUGUCUCAGUGUGUGCAGUGGGUGGAUGAUGCCAAACUGAACCAGCUGCGCAGGGAGGGCAUCCACUACGCCCGCAUCCACCUGAGCCACAACGACAUCUACUUCAUCCCUCGCAACGUGGUGCAUCAGUUCAAGACCGUGUCGUCCGUCUGCAGCCUGGCAUGGCACGUACGCUUAAGGAAAUACCACCAGGGAGCAGGAGAGGAGGAGGAGGAGGAGGAGGAGGAGGAAGAAGAGGAGGAGGAGGAGGAGGAGGAGGUGAUAGUGAAAGUAGAGGAGGAGCAGGUUGAGCCGAGGGAGAAAGAGAGGAAAAAAGUGGAGGAAAAAGAGGAGAGGAGAAAAAAAAAGAGUGAGAAAGGAGUGAAGGUGAAGAUAAAGAAGGAGGAAGAGGCGGCUGAUGGGUUGGAAAACCGAGCGCUGCCAGCUGUGAGAAAACAGGAAGUGGCUCAUCACCCCGCCCCCCUGCUGGACUCCAACAUGAACAGAGGCAAACGGCUGGAGAAGGAGAGGGGGAAAGAAGGAGGGGAACUCAAACGGCAGGACUCACCUCCUGGAAGGGUGAGAGCAGACCUUCCAGUGCCUCCUCUCUGCAAGAACAACUCACCUUCAUCUCACCCUCCUCAUCAGGACACCAAACCCAAAGCAGCAUCAUCAAAGCACCUUCAUCUCCACCCUCAUCAUCAUCCCUCAGACAGCAGAGGCACGUCUUCCACUUCAAAGCCUUCAGCUCCUCAAUCCCCCAUCUCCAAGCCUUCCUCCUGUUCAUCAGCUGUUACUCCUUCACACUCCUCCUCUCCUGCUCUCUCCUCCUCUUCCUCACCCCUGACUCCCAGACCUGCAGCGGUCUUCUCCAAACGUCCUCCCCCCGGCGUCUCCUCCACCCCCCGACUGCCUCCCUCCUCUCAGUCGGACAGGACAAAGACUGAUGUGGCGUCAGAGCCCGGGAGGCGGUUGCAGCCGGGGGUCCGAUCCUCGCACGGCCCCCCCGCUGUGCACUCACACUCCUCCAGAGGGGACACACACCCAGCCCCUCGAGACUCCCGCACACACCCCCUGCAGGAGAGAUGGCCUCACAGUGCGGACUCUAGACUGUCUUCUGAUCCUCACAUGCACCUGCAGCAGUACACCCACCAGCACCUCCCCCCUCCUCCCCUCCCCCACAUGCUCCCCCCGUCUUUCUCCCCUCUCCUGCCACCCUCACAUCUCCCUCACAGAGGAGUCCGCCUCCCCCCGAAUCCGCUCUCACAGCCGCUGAACUCGUAUCAGAAAGCUCUGCCUCACAUGAGCCGGCUCCACCUGCCCCCCCCUCACCCCCCACUCCCCCCCAACAUCAGCAUGCAGUCUCAGACAUACUACCAGCCUCCUCUGCUCUCCGCCCCGUGUGGACCUCCCCUCCCCAGCUCCCAGUCUCUCCCCCCUCACCUUCCUCACCACCACCAGUAUGCCAACACCUUCUUCCCCCCGCAGCAUCCCCACUUCUCCCCUCACCCCUUCCCCCCCCCUCAGUCUUACCACUCUUACCCGCCACAAUACCAGCCACAGUCUUAUCCUCACCCGCCUCCUCCUCCUCCUCCUCCUACCUCCUCGCCGCCUCCCCCUCCUCCUUCUCAUCCGCCUCCCCCUCAGCCUCCCCCGGCUCUCCUCCUCCCCCCCCCUCACAGCACGGAGAGCAGCAGAAACAGGUGUAAUAGUUAGUGUACAUAAGGAUGCUGUUUUGUAUUUGUGAUGAACAAUGUAAAAAGGAAAACUGGUUCAGAACACGGAGUCGGACCUGGUUCUGGACUGCUUCAGAUUGUACCGCCCCGAUUGGGUCUCGUUGUUGCAUUCAUCAGCAGUUUUGGCCUUCAGUCACGCUCCAGAUUUGACUUUGAAGAAGAUUUGAUUCAGGAAGAAGUUCUCAGUGUCUGCCAAACUGCUUCCUGGUUCCGUUUUUUGAGGUGAGCCACCAGAGGUAGGAAGGAAAAGGUAAAUGUCUGCUCUGACAUAUUUUACAUAUUUCUAUGAACAAGGUCACGAUGAUGACCUUUUUGUGAAUCUUGCAGCUAAUGCUUCCAAUUUUGUGGCUUUUUUUCGUAUAUUCUUUGUGCCCAAGACUGUUUCUGGAAUAUGAUGGGUCAAACCAUGAUAUUAUACAAUACACUAUUGUAUUGAUAUAAUAUUGCUACAUUUGCUCUAACAUUCUGAAUCCAUACAUCAUAAUGAAAACAGUUGAUCAGAAUACAUUUCUCAGAUAUUGUAUUUUGAGCUUUAAAGCUCUGCAAUAAUCUUCUAACAAUAAAUAUAAAUUAGGGCUGCUCGAUUAUGGCACAAAUCAUAAUCUCGAUUAUUUGGGUCAAUAAUUGAUAUCACAAUUAUUAAAAACGAUUAUCCAUUUACUUUGAAAACAUCCAUUUAUUGAAAGAAAAAGGUGUAUGUUUUUAACAGUUGAUUACCCUGAACUUUAAGUAUAAUUCAACUGAUAAACCAAUUAAAAAAAAAAUAUAUAUAUAUAUUUUUAGAUAAAUAAUAAUAAUUAAAAAAAAUCGUUUUAUUUCGAUUAUGUUGUUUUCAUAAUCGUUGCAAGCCAAAAUCGUAAUUGCGAUUAAAAUACGAUGAAUUGAGCAGCCCUAAUAUAAAUGCACUUCCCCAUUAUUGAUAUGGUGACAGCACAUAUCACUAUUUCUAUUCUGACUUUAAAGUCGUGUCCUAUUGAAUCCUGUUGGGAUUUUUAAAAUGAGAUCCAGUGUUGUAUUGUUAAAAAAUCAACAGGUGAUCAAAUUGGUUGAUGGAAUAUGAUGACAAAACAAAGUGAAGUAUUAUGUUGUACCUGUAGCCCUCAGCAGCAGUGGCAGAGCUCUUACUGCGGUUGUUUAUUAGUUCUGGUAAAUGAACACUUACUGUUCAGCCAAGCAUGAAUUAGACCCUGCCCCCAGAGUCUCAGGAAAGCCAUCCAGGAGUGGACACAUGCAUACAUAAAUAUAUUGGACUCCUAAAAACAACCCUAGCUACAUUUGAGGGUUAUUCAAAUAUGAAAUCAUGACCUAUGCAGCUUGCCAUGAGUUAAAGCACACAGCACCUGGAUAACAGAAGGAGCAGAGCAGCAUCAGAUUUGUAUCCACUGUAGAGAUGAUUGGAGCUUCUAAUUAUAUCAGAUGAUCAACAGGGCCAUUUCAGGUUCUUCCUGGAUUAUUAUGUAACUCAUUCAGGCCUUUUAUCAGACAAUUGUUUUAAUAUUGAUGGACGUAUGAAGGUACACUGUUGAGAGGUCAUUCCCAAAGCACUAUUUAUCUAUUUAAAUGAAGUUCAGAUGUUUUAUUUAUCAACCAGGAACUGUUAAAAGUACAAUAAAUUAUUAAAAUGAUGUUAAAGCAGCAAUUAUGAAUAUGUGUCUCCAAGUGGUGAGCAUCUCUUCUGUAUCAUUUCAUUGUCAAAAACUUGAUUAUGUCAUUGAUGUCUUGAUUUUAGUGAGGAUAUUGGAGUUCAGCCCACAUGCUAAUGUAGCCCGCAACAUUUCCCCAGUGCCUGUCCUGAACUGUGAACUAUUUAUGACCCAGAGCCACACAGAGAAGGAGUUCUGUCCUUUCAUGAGACUUCAUUUUGGGGUGUUGUCCCUGUAAAAUGAGAGCAAAGCCUUCAAUUGCUCUCUAAGCGUUGCUGAAAACUCUCCAAAUAUCUGUGGUGUACUUUGGGAUGAGUGGAAAUGCGUGGCUCGGUGGGACCAUCUCCGGAAAGCAGGGUUGUGUUUUCAGGAUUAGUGUCACCGCCAGUCUGGAAAAUGUCCGAAAAUGAAGCGUAAGCCUCCAGCUCUCUGGUCAGUUUGCCUUCAGAGGCUGAACCCUCCACUCUGUGGCUCUGAGCGAGGUGAUCGAAGACCUUGAUGCCAGUUCAAAGACUCUGCAGCUCUUUUUAUGCUUUCUUAUAUUUCAAAAAAUAACUGACAGAAACUAUUAUAUUUUUUGUACAAAUGUCACAAAAUGAUGGUUGAAAACAACACAAGUCUUCAAGGGCUGGAGUUGUUUCCAGAUCAUUUAUUUAUCUCAAGGUUUUGUUUCUAUUUUGUUUACGUGAUUUUUAACCGUCAGCACUGUAGUGUACAUACGAAGUUUUGUAAGGAAGAAAAACUUGUAGUGUGGUUUCUACUUUAAAUAUGAGCCUAGCUAAUAAAAGGUUCAAUGUAUGGACAAUG
Messenger RNA from Gymnodraco acuticeps, 6305 nucleotides. RefSeq names its product lysine-specific demethylase RSBN1L-like. Lineage: Eukaryota; Metazoa; Chordata; Actinopteri; Perciformes; Bathydraconidae. The transcript has 9 exons. The record is from RefSeq and is a predicted model, not a curated record. Bases 107 to 3835 code for a protein of 1242 amino acids. Gene Ontology annotation, cellular component: nucleus.